CCAACUUUUAUAAACAGUUCAACAGUUUUAUAAAAUUUAAAAGAAAUGUCAGAUAAAGUACGGCUAAAGGGUCGUUUCAUUAAGAAAAAAGUGCGUGAUAAACAAGUGAAAGCCGUGGCGGCUAUGCGUCAAGCGCAUCUGUCUAAAAACGCACCAGGUUCCCCGCCUAACCUCAAAUUUACGUUUGACGGUAGACGUAUUGUUGACCUACAAUAUCUUUCGGACCAUUUGAAAUGCAUCAAAUGCAAAAAAGAUAUCUUCUUGAGGAAUACGGUAGAGGAAUCGCGAAUGGGUUUGAACUGUAUAUUAAAUAUUCCCUGCGAAGAGUGUGUUCAACGAUGACACAAGUGCACACUGGAAAAAUGCAUGGCACAGGAGAAAAUAAAAAUCGAGCCGACGUCAAUACGAAAGCUGUGUUGGGUGCUGUUCACUCCGGCAUUGGGGAAACCGCUUUGAACAAGCUAUUGGCCUGUUUGAAUGUUCCUCCGAUAUCAGCAAACCUGUACAAGAGAUAUGAACGGGAAAUCGGGCCAGCUAUAGAAGCUGCUGCAAAGGACUCAUGUCGGAAAGCUGCGGAGGAAGAAAAACAAUUAGUGAUAGCUAAUGUCGACAAGUUAUGUCAGGAGAUGUAAGUUUCAUAUUUUUUCCUCACCGUAGUAAAGCUUUGGAACAAAAGCAUUGGCUACGGUCAGUAAAAAAUAUUGAGAAGACAUUCUUCGCAGAAUGAGUGAUGGUCAUGAAACUAGGUACUGAGAGAAAUUACAAAAUUUUCUGCUGCGGUUGAGAAUAUGAUCCACUGUGGUACACCGUAGAUAGUUUACUCUGUAUUCACAACAAUUUUUUUAAAAAAAUUCUGAAAUAGGAAAUGUUUGUAUUCAAAAAGAAACUCGACGGUGGAUCAAAGUUAAUUAUCUCCCACAACGCUAUAGUAAGUUUUUUAAUUUCCCUCGCAGUGCAAAAUUUCGCUAUCAUUACUCUUGUUUAUGAUUUCUUUUAAUUUGGGGAACUAUAGAGUACUUUGACACCAAUUAUUGAAAAGCCAGAGCUGCAACAAUAGGAUUUAUUGUAUAAAUUAAUUAUUAGA
Venturia canescens is the source of this 1084-nucleotide messenger RNA. RefSeq lists its product as uncharacterized. The record is from RefSeq and is a predicted model, not a curated record. The transcript is spliced from 2 exons. Lineage: Eukaryota; Metazoa; Arthropoda; Insecta; Hymenoptera; Ichneumonidae. Bases 234 to 632 code for a protein of 132 amino acids.